AUGAAUGAGUCAAACCCAUUUGGAGAGGUACAUCCCACUACUAAUAGUGAAGUUGGUUCAUCAUCCGCAUCCGUAUCCACAUCCGCAUCCGCAUCCGCAUCUUCUUCAACACCUUCAUCCACUUUACCUAACCCUCAAACACUAACUCAAAGUACACCUCAACCGAGUGGUCUUCCACCAUUACCUCAUUUCGGCCCAAAAAGAGAAAAAUCGGAAGUAUGGGAUCACUUUGAGAAAUAUGAAGAAGUGGUUGAGAGUGUGAAGGAGGAUGGGAGCAAAUAUGCAACCACUAAGAAGAGAGCUAGGUGCAAGUAUUGCACUAUGAGCUAUGCAGCAGACUCUACUAGAAAUGGGACCUCAAAUUUGAGGAAACAUAUUGAAAACUUAUGUAAGAAAUAUCCGGGAAGGGUUCCUAAAGAUAAACGGCAAAAGCUCUUGUCUUUUGACCAAGAACAUGGGGUUCUUACAUCAACAAUGCAUGGUAAAGAAGAGUGGUUAAAGGCAUGUGUAGAGAUGGUAGUAAUGGAUGAGAUGCCGUUUAGUGUGGUUGAAGGAAAAGGGUUUAGGCGGUUUUGUAAUUCUUUGAACCCCCAUUUUCAAGUGCCAUCGCGUAGGACACUUGUGAGGCAUUUCAUGGUAAUGUAUGAUGCCAUGAAACAAAAAUUGAAAGAAGAAUUAGCACCACAUAGAGUAUGCCUCACAACGGACACUUGGACAAGUGUUCAAAACAUCAAUUACAUGGUCAUCACGGCACACUUCAUAGAUGGUGAUUGGAACUUGCACAAAAGAAUCUUGAACUUUUGUGUGAUUUCCAAUCACAAGGGGAACUCAAUUGGUAAACUCCUUGAGUCAUGCUUGCUUGAUUGGGAUUUGAAGAAGAUAUUAACCAUCACGGCCGAUAAUGCUUCUUCAAACACAAAGGCUAUAGAUUACUUGAAGUCGAAAAUGGGCCAUUGGGGAAAUGGUAGUCUUUUAUUAGAGGGAAAGUAUAUGCACAUUAGGUGUUGUGCUCAUAUUGUGAAUUUGAUAGUUCGUGAUGGGUUGAAGAAGUUGGAAAAAAGCAUAGUGUGUAUAAGAAAUGCUGUGAAGUAUGUAAGAUCUUCUCCCAAAAGGUUGGAGGACUUUAAGAGUUGUGUUAAGAAAGAGCAAAUUGAAUGCAAAGGGCUUGUGGUGUUGGAUGUGCCAACAAGGUGGAAUUCCACAUAUAUGAUGUUGGAAGCCGCCUUAAAGUUUGAAAAGGCAUUUUGGAGAAUGGGAGAAGAUGAUGAAGGCCCAUAUAUUUCUUGGUUUGGUGAAGAUGAACCGGAUCUUGAAGAUGGGGUGGUUAUGUCUCAUUAUCCUAGAAAGAGGGAAGGACCACCAACUAAUGAAGAUUGGAACAAUGCUCGUACCUUUGUGAAUUUUUUGAAGGUAUUUUAUGAUGCUACAUUGAAGAUGAGUGUCACUUUGCAUCCCGCUUCCCACACCACAUUUCAUGACUUGAUUGCAAUGGAAGAAGAAAUUGAGGAUUUGUUGAUGGAAGAGGAGGAAAUAUUAAGUGAAACCCAAACCUCCAAGGUUUUGAAGGACAUGGCACUUAACAUGAAGAUGAAGUUUAAAAACCGGUUUGAAAACCCGGAAGAUGCGGUUAAGAAGAAGAAUGAGAUCAAAGAGAUUUUAAAGAAGUUUUAUGAAGAAUAUGCCAUGCCACCACCACCACCACCACCUACUCAAAGUAGUAGUUAUUAUUCUAGUGAUACUACUACAAUGAGUACAAGUAGUAGCCGAGGGGGAAAGAAACGAAGGCAAAUGACCGAAAAUUGGAGAAAAGAGACUCGAGCAAAUGAUGUUGUGGUAUUGGAGCAUGAGAUUGAUAGGUACAUCACCGACCCUAUUGAAGAUGUGGUUGAUGAAUUUGAUGUUUUGAAGUGGUGGAAAUUGAAUGGGGUUAAGUAUCCGGGGUUGGCACUUAUUGCAAAGGAUGUGCUUGCCAUCCCGGUAUCAACGGUGGCUUCGGAAUCAUGCUUUAGCACGGGUGGUCGGGUAGUUAAUUCAUUUCGUGCUUCUUUGACUCCUAAGAUUGUGGAGGCCUUAAUUUGUUCUCAAAAUUGGUUAAGGUCGGAUGACAUUUCCUCUUUACAAUAUGAGCCAACAAUUCAAGAGAUGGAGUUCUAUGAAUCGAUUGAAUUAGAUAUUAUGAGUUCAUCCACACCUAGCACCAUAGCUCCAACUACUUUUCAAUGUUAG
Prunus armeniaca (apricot) is the source of this 2226-nucleotide messenger RNA. The record is from the annotation of a GenBank genome assembly. Lineage: Eukaryota; Viridiplantae; Streptophyta; Magnoliopsida; Rosales; Rosaceae.